Messenger RNA from Acytostelium subglobosum LB1, 2622 nucleotides. RefSeq lists its product as hypothetical. Gene Ontology annotation, molecular function: guanyl-nucleotide exchange factor activity. Gene Ontology annotation, cellular component: plasma membrane. The transcript is spliced from 4 exons. NCBI's taxonomy places the organism in Eukaryota, Evosea, Eumycetozoa, Acytosteliales, Acytosteliaceae. Gene Ontology annotation, biological process: positive regulation of GTPase activity; Ras protein signal transduction. The record is from RefSeq and is a predicted model, not a curated record. Bases 1 to 2622 code for a protein of 873 amino acids.
AUGGGAGACCAUCAACAACAACAGGUCAAUGAUUUAAACAAUGUGUUUGCCAAUAGUAAACCAUUGAAUGCAUCGACAAUGUCAAAACUACGUGGCAUGUUAAAUAGGAAUAGUAGCGUCAGUAAUGGUGGUGGCCUCGCAAGGGACCAACACAACUCAUUGCCAAUAGUCUUCAAGGUCACCGAACCAAAGGAGAACAACAACAACAAACUGGGCUCCAACAGCUUGGACACAGAGGACCUUCAUCGCAUAUCCCCUUCGCUGAGCAGCUCGUCGCUCAACUCCACCGAGAGCUUUGGCAGUGGCGUGGUGUCCACCUCAACGUCCAGCUCACCAAUCAUCAAUAGCAGGUCGCUAAAGACCACUUCGACCAGCUCGACAUCACACUCCAACUCGAUGGCUCGCUCGCCAUCGCCACGCCGUCUGUCUGGCAAGUCAUUCUCGCUGGCCAACUUCAAGAACAACAUCACUAGCGCAAGCACCAACGACUUGAACUUUAUACCAUCCAGCCCACGCGGACCCAGCGUCAUUGGUGGUCUGGCCCGACUUGACGAGACCAGCCAGUCAUCUGGUUCGUCAGACUCGUCGCCCGUCCUAACCAGACGCGCGAGAAGUCAGAGUGAGGUGUUGUUACCCACCUGGGAUACCAUCAGCUACGAUGCAGACUUUAGCAAGGACAUCAAUGAGAUGCUUUGGAAGACGACAUCUAGCCCCACAGUACAGAUCAGUCCACGCGGACUAGAGGACGACGAAGACUUUAAUCUUAGCCACCCAGGCACUGCCACCACAGCCUCUGGCUCUGUCAUCUUCUCGAUACCCACCACAUCACAGCCAUCCGCCUCACCCGAUCUCCAUCUGGAUGAGGAGAACCUCGUCAGCUCUGGAACGCGCGAGCGUCUUGUAGGCCUACUGUCCGAUGUAUCAACAUUCACUGGCACACAAUAUGUUGAGGACUUCCUCUUCUCAUUCCACUACUUCAUGGAGGACAACGAACUACUCAAAUUGCUGACGCAAAGCUUCAACAACCCUCUGUCUGCCGAAGACAUUGCUCGCUACAGUCCCAAGGAACAACUAAACAUAUCAUCACUCAAGAAGAUGAGAGUGAUCAACAUUGCAAAGAAAUGGGUAGACUUCCAUGGAAGCGACUUUAGAGACGCACAGUUUUGCAGGGCAUUCCAUCUGUUUAUUGAUCAACUGACGGACUUUAAUCCAAAGUGGGGCGCUCAUAUCAAGAAGUCAUUCUCUAGUCACGUGAUCAGAUUCUUCAAUAACGACAAGUCAUCAUCUAGUAUGAAAGAGUUGGUGUCACUCAACGAUGUAGAGACAAUUGCCACACUCAUGGCCAAGGGCCUGAUCCUACGCGACAGGAAGAAGACACUGAGGACGAUCAAGAACUCCUUCCUGGGCAAGGACGCAGUCGACUGGAUCAAACAUAGAUUCGAGCUGGACUCGCGACAGGAGUGCGUUGACCUGCUCACUAAGCUGCUGAACCAGGACUUCUUCAAGCAUCACUCAGAGAAGAGCAAGAGCAGGAGUCCCAACGGCAGCAGCUCAAACCUCAACCUUCUGGCACCAUCCUCGCCAUCACUCUCUCCAUCACCAUCAUCCCUUUCACUUCCACCAUCACCACUUUCAUCUCCAACACUCAUGCCAUCACCCACACUCUCCCGUGCAGGCUCCAGUCUUUCAGUAUCCUCCGCAACACCCAAGCCCAAGAACCUCAAGUUCAAGGACAAGGACACCAUCUACUACUUCCCAAAAUGGUCUGUUGAGCCCAGUGAUCUGGUGGAGUACCCCGAGCCAAUACUUCCCAAGCAAACUGCUCCAUCCUUCCUAGAUGUACAUCCACUGGAGGUUGCCAGACAGAUGGUACUGAUCGAAUUCAACCUCUUCAGAAAGAUCGCGCCAAAGGAUCUCUAUCAUCAAGUGUGGGGCAAGAAGGAUGCCGAGGAGAAGGCCCCCCGUCUAAUGGCAUUCAUCAAGCGAUCCAAUACUCUAAGCUACUGGGUUGCGACUGAAAUCAUACUAUCACCAAACAUAAAGCAGAGAACAACGGCAUUGAAGCGAUUCAUUACCAUUGCAGGAAUACUACACAAGAUGAACAGUUGGAAUACACUGAUGAAUGUGAUGUUGGGACUUAAUCUCGGAAGUGUUCAGAGAUUGAAAAAGACAUGGGAGAGUCUUCCAAAGAACAUCAUGGAGCUGUACGAGCAGCUGUUGAAGGAGACCACCGCCACACAGAACUAUUCAAACUAUCGACGCUCACUGGCCACUCACUCAAACUACCCCUGCAUGCCCUGUCUGGCAGUGUACCUGCGCGAUCUCACCUUUAUCGAGGAUGGCAACAGUGACUAUCUGGAGAAUGGCUUCAUCAAUUUCACCAAGAUGAAGAUGAUCUCCAAGGUGCUGAAGGAGAUCUAUCGAUACCAGCUGGCGCCCUAUCAUUUCCUAAAGGUGGACUCUAUCCAAGCCAUGUUGACCAGUGGUCUGGUGCUGGACGACAAGCAACUGUACAAGGCUAGCGCCAUGAGGGAGGAGACCACCAGGACGAUCACGGUGAACUCUGGAUUGAAGUUGGAGAGGAAGAAGUCUCUAUUCAGUCUACAAUCACCAAAGAAGUAA